Molecule: messenger RNA, 3557 nt
Organism: Danaus plexippus (monarch butterfly)
Lineage: Eukaryota; Metazoa; Arthropoda; Insecta; Lepidoptera; Nymphalidae
Exons: 9
Coding region: 59-1834 (591 amino acids)
Molecular function (GO): protein binding
Source: RefSeq, a predicted model, not a curated record
AACAAAAAUGGCGUAGUUUGUUGUAUGUCAAGUUAGUUAAAAUGUGAAUUAAAUAAAAAUGUUUGGUGUUAUUAAAUAUUAUAUUUUUACGUACAUAUCAGUACUCGUAUUACACGUAGAAAAAUGUAUAUCAGAACCGCAGAUGGCGUAUCUGGCACUAUAUAGCCCUGGCGAUACAGAUUACACGGAUGUACUGGUCCGUGGGGAGCAUGAUAACCUAACGCUGAUCUGCGAGAUGCGAGGGGAUAUCACGCCCAGGGUGUUCGUGUGGAACUACGUCGCCGAUAGCAACACUACAAGUGCUGGCAGGUCGUUCACCCCAGAGCCCACAGAGGCUGUGGGCAGUCGUAUAGAGAAGAUUGAUCUCCAGCUAUCAGACAGUGGUCACUAUAUGUGUUCAGCGCCACCGUUCAGCGUCACCAAGUACAUCCUGGUCCAGCGGAGGAGCCCCCAGUGCGCGCGGGGAGCGUUCUGGUGCGGUCAUAGAUGUGUGCUGCCCACAUACGUGUGUGACGGGUGGUCGGACUGCGAGAACGCCGAGGACGAGGCCCCGCCGAUGUGCGCGACGAAUCCUUGCGCUGCUCCUGAUAAGCUGAACUGCUCCCUCGGUCGCUGCAUCUCGGAGGCGGCUUGUUGUUCGUGGCGAGGCGGCGAGAAAGCCCUGUGCCGUCAGCCGUCCUGCUGUGACGAACAUCCGAGAUACUCACAGGACGGUCUCCUGGAAGUGGAGUACCCUCCGCUGUACGAAGACAGACACUCCCCGGACGACUAUGGUUUCAUACAGUCGACCAUAUACACUGUGACUGCUUGCGCCUUGAUCUUCAUGAUAGCGGUGGUUCUGCUGGUGUCCGCGCUGUGUAAGAUGCACAUGAAGAGGGCCGCGCUACGGGGAUACGAGCACGCACACAGAGACGCGCGCGGAUACACUGCCCGUUUCCCUCCUCGCUACGAGGCCGCUCGUCUUAUGGAGUCCAGCGUCACCGCCAGUCCGGUCCGGAGUCUCCACCUGGGUUCACCAACAGCUGGUCCCAGUAGCCCUCCAGGUCCCGCACCGUCCAGGGCUUUGGCGGCAUUAUCUGCUGCACUAUGUUCGCGGUACCGACAGGUGCCGACUCAAUGCUGUGAAGUGGAAAUGAGGGACAUAACGAUGCCGCAAUCAUCCGUGACCUCGAGUCCACCAGAGCGACCCUUGACCCUUCAACUCGGCAGGUUCCACUUCAACAUACCAAGGUUCCGCAACGAGAGGCCCGACACUCCUGACAUAACGGAAAUCAAUAUAGAGGACCUAGAGUUCAUAAGGAUGCCGUCCAACGAGACCUACACCCUCAACGGCAGGACGAUCAGGCUUUUCGGGGGCAAUUUCCAAAACUACCCUCUAAUAAACCGGCCGCCCCCCUACAACGAGGCCAUGAGACACAAAUUCGGCCCACCUCCAGAAUAUUUAAGCCACGAGGUCCUCAACAACGACAGCGACGAAGACAACAGUAAUAUAGAAAUGCCGCCGUGCUACGAAGACCUGGCGAGCGGGCUCGGCUCUAAUUACCAACCCGCCAACGAAAAUGACAGCAAUCUGUUCGACACUAGAAGCCUCGUGACGGACCAGGAGACGGAUUCUCAUGUCACCUGCUUAGAGGAGUUACCGCCUAAUAUGAACAAUAACAUAGAGCACGCAGCCUCGUACAUAUCAGUUAUAAACUCAAAUACCGAGGACAACAACAACACGUGCGUCAUAGACAACGCGGUCGACAAUGUAGAGACAAUAAGCACAGUCAUAGACAACCUGCCAGCCAUCGACGACAUAAACGCCAACGAUUCCAUAUACGGCGCAUGUUGAUUAGGCUGAAUCGAUUUUGAUUCGAUACUCAUAUCAAAGUAGAUAAGAAUUAUGAUUCUGAUAUAGUCCAAUUGAGAAAUUACCAGUUUUUUUUUCUUAUAUUAUAUAUAAAUACAUAUAUAUAUAAUGUAAAUAUUGUUAUAUGUCUUCUACUUGGUUAUUUACUUGUGAAUUAAUAUAAUAACUAUAUAUAUAUAUAUAUAUUAUUUGUUAUUAGUAUGAAUUAUGUAUACAAUAGUAAGAAUAAAAAUACGAUAUGUAUUUUAAAUAGCAAAUAAUGUAUAAAACGUGAAGUGCCUUAUGACAUUGCUAGUCAAACACUGCUUGAAGGAUCCAGUACAUUGGAUGGUACAAAGGAUAAACGGUACAAAAUUAUUGGGACGCAAUAUUUUUUUUUUAUAUAAACGCAAAAUUUUCUAUGAUCUUUGUAUAAAUAUGUAUGGCGGUGACGUUUUGGACCCGGUCCCUAUAAACGGGGGACUACCCAAGUGAUUUUCUUACCAGUUAUUGGUUUUAAAUACUAAUAGCAGGCGGUUUUUACAAUUAUUUAGGGAUGGGGUGUUUAUCGAUGACGGAUGGUAGGCUGUUUUGAACUUGACAGCUAGUGACGUUCGCAGACACAACGUAAACGUCAAACUACCGUCAAUGUCACAUUUCCCGCCGGUUUUGGUUCGUUAUGCCAAUCGAACUAGUUUCUCAUGUUUUAUAAGAACCGGGUUUAAAAACUUAUAUAAUAAAUUCGUAUUAUUUUAAUAGAAGUUAUCUCUAUUAUAAAAAUUUGCUAUAAUCGUUUACGCCGUGUGUGGACGUUAAUUAAUAAGUCUUAAAAAAAUAAUAUCCAAAGUUACGCAUUCAGUAGGCCAAAACAUUUUAAUUUCCUACCUCAGACAGAAACGACCAAAUAAUAUUGGGUCUAGACUAAAUGGAAUCUUAAAUCCGAGUUAGAUAAUGUUGAUUGUGUGCAAAUUAAUUCGUGGCUAACUUUAUAACGACCCGUCGACCCGUCUCGUACUUAGAUGUAAAUAGUGUCUUUGUAUAGUUAAGUAUACAGUAGCUUGCCUGACUUGUACAUAUUAUAUGUAUUUUGCUAUAUAAUAAACACUUAAGUACAAAUGUUAGUUGAAGUACUUAAAUGCCGGCCGUCUUUUAAAUAUUUUUUUGCAAUACUCUUAUAUUUAAAGUAUGAUGAGAAAAAUAUAUAUAUAUAUAUAUAUAUAUUCUCACUCCUCAAAACUUACAAUAUAAGAGUAUUAUAAUUUGUUAUCUGUUACACUGAAGUUGUGAUAAUAUGUUAAGUUUUUCAGACGCGUGUGUUUGUAAAUAAUACAGUUCUGUUGGUUCCUUUUUUUUUUUAAAGUUACAUCUCUGUUCGACAUCAAAACGUCUUGGUUACAGUGAUCACCUAUCAAUACUUUUCUUCAUUAAUCAAAUUUACGGGACAAUAAAUAACAUAUCACUGGGAACACUGCUUUUGUUCGCGGAUAUAUUCUAUGGCUAGUUGAAUAUUUCCCGCUUCUUUCACUCGAACUGUCAGCUGUCACACUGACAGCUGUCAAACUGACAACUGUCACACUGACAGCUGUCAAAAGACGCUCGCAUACAUUUGUAGUUUAAUUGAAUAUUGGAACAGUUUUAUUAUAUUUUAAAUGUAUGUAAGUACCAACUAAUCCAGCCUUGUUAUUGCCUUACAGCUGUAAUUAUCAAAUAAACAUAUGGUCAAAGA